Messenger RNA from Pyricularia pennisetigena, 2181 nucleotides. RefSeq lists its product as uncharacterized. The record is from RefSeq and is a predicted model, not a curated record. Gene Ontology annotation, molecular function: acyltransferase activity, transferring groups other than amino-acyl groups. The transcript has a single exon. Bases 1 to 2181 code for a protein of 726 amino acids. Lineage: Eukaryota; Fungi; Ascomycota; Sordariomycetes; Magnaporthales; Pyriculariaceae.
AUGCCGGCAAUAAUGGAUGACCCGGAUACGCCGACCAUUUAUCGCGUGUCCGGAGAAGCGCCCUACCCUGAUCCGCUCAACCCGUCUUUCCCAUCCACCAUUGUGCCUCGGCAAGUGACGCUCCGGGACAGGCAGACGGUGGCAACCAUAGUGCCCUUCGCUUCGCAACAUCAGGUGCCCCUGACGCUGCUGCAGUACCUGAGCGACCAAUUCAAGAAGGAGAUCGAGGGCGGCGAUACCUAUCCGAUGAUCGAGCCGCUGCCCUUUGACCGUUUUGCCGCUUAUUGGUUCCAGAACUUUGGUGGCAUCAUGCUCUUGGGAAGCAUCAACAGUGCCGACGAGGUGGUCGAGGGCAAGGACUGGGCCCGUGAGUGUCUUGGAAGCUUUUACAUCAAGCCCAACUACCCCGGCCGGUCUAGCCAUGUUUGCAACGCCGGUUUUCUCGUCACCGACGCGUCACGCAACCGCGGUGUCGGCCGCCUGAUGGGCGAGACGUACCUCGACUGGGCUCCCAAGCUGGGCUACACCUACUCCGUCUUCAACUUGGUCUACGAGACCAACGUCGCAUCUUGCAAGAUCUGGGACGGCCUCGGCUUCAAGCGCAUCGGCCGCGUCAAAGGCUGCGGCAGCCUCAAGAGCUACCCGGGACAACUUAUUGACGCCAUCAUCUACGGGCGCGACCUGGUGGGCCAAGACGGCGAGGACUUCGUGAGUGAAGAGCGUUUCGACAAGAUCAAGUUCUACCUCAAGUACGGCAAAUAUCCCAACGGGGCUGACCGCGCCGAGAAAAGCAGACUUCGUAGCGCCGCGACUCACUACAAGCUGCUUGAAGAUGACCGCCUCAUGCUCAAGGGCAAGGAGGUCAUCUCGGACCCGCGCCGGCAGUAUGAGAUCGCACGCGAGGUACACAUCCAGCAGCACGGUGGUAUCAACCGCACCACUGCCAGCAUCGCCGAGAGAUAUCAUUGGAGCCGCAUCAAGGAGACCGUAUCGGACGUGAUAAGGAACUGCACCGAGUGCAAGGAGCUGGGGAAGACACCUAGCAACUCUGCGUCUUCCGCGAGUACAGGAACUGCAAGUGUCGUUGCGGCUGGGGCUGGCUCAGGGGGCAGCAUUCACAAUGGCGUUGUCUUGUCAGAAGUACCCACCAAUAAUACAUCUUUGCAACGAAGCACCAGUAAUAACAGUGCCACUUUAUCGGAAUCGCACCAGUCUCUUUUGUCUGCCAGAUCUGGGGAGCCCAGAACGUUCCUGGCAACAGCACUCAACGCACCGUCACCACCACCACCACCACCACCACCUGACAUCACAACAACGAACCAGUACCCACCGAACUCAAUACCAAGCUCGAUGGCGUCUAGUGUGAAUGGAGUCCAUGACAUGAUGCACCAAACGUCCAAAUCUCAUCAACUAACCGCUUCCUCGUACGCAAUACCGUCUACUCUGGCAUAUGCAGACCCGGCUUCCAUGACAAUCAUGUCGCCUUCAGAAGCGCUCCACACAUCCAGCGCAUUGCCCAACACACACAGCCCAAUGUUACAAGACCAGUCGCAUGGCAACACACUACAUUCUACGUACCACCAUAAUGGCCACCAUCACCACCCGCAUCACCACCACCACCACCACCAUCAUCAUCACCAUCAUCACAAUGAGACGUCCCCCAUGAGCCUUGCAGACUACGACCAGCCCAUAGACCCCCAGAUAAUCAGCCAACCAUCUUCUCACCAUCACGACCCAACCCACGACCCGUUCGGCCCCUUCUCGCCGACGCACCAUCAUCCCGACACCGAUCCCUUCCAGGCGCUGCUGCGCCAGGUCAACAACGGCCACAGCCACAGCCAGCAAAGCCAGCCUGAAGCUUCGCCACCCACCCCUCAGCCUCCGGCAGACGAGAGCGACAGGAUAGAUGGCGACGCCGUCGACCGGGACAUGGACAUGUUGAUUCGGCAGCAGGACGACGACGACGAAGACGAAGAGCUGACGGUCGGUGCCGUUGGCGGAAUGGAUGUCGACCCGGCCGGGAUGGGGAGGGUCAAGCCGCCAGGCCUGCAGAAACAGUCGGGUGAUCUUCAUGGUGAUGAUGUCAUGGACUCGCACAGAACCGACGCGUCGGGGAGAUAUCCUGCUGCCACUGGGGCUGCGAGGGAAAAGGAGGUGUAUUUCUCAUACGACGAAGGUUGA